AUGGAUAACUCUCAUUACGCAUUGACUCCCGCUCAGCUGCAAAGCUUCCGGGACAACGGAUAUCUCCUUGUACGCGGCUUCUUCGCCGAGACAGAGGCCCAGACACUCCAGACAUGGUCUCAGGAGGUACAUAACCUGCCGCGAACAGCCGGUGUCCCUUGGAUGCCUUAUGAGGAAGUUAAUGCAAAGGGCGAGCGAGUUCUAUGUCGUACUGAGAACUUCGUCAACUCGCAUGCGGGAUUCGAUAGUUUCUUGCGGGGUGAACGGGCGACCAGCAUUCUUCAACAGUUGGCCGGCGAGGAAAUGCUUCUCUUCAAGGAGAAAAUCAACUAUAAGCUUGCUGGUAGUGGCGGCUUUGAUCCCCAUAUCGAUGCCAACGCUUACACCCACGUCAAGAACAUCAAACAUCUCACUAUUCUUGCCGCUGUAGAUGAGAUGACCUUGGAAAACGGAGGUCUAGAGGUUGUCGACGGCAGUCAUCGAAUGGAGAUUCCUUUGGGCGGUGAUCGCUGCAUCGAGCCCGAAUGGGUGAACAGCCACACCUGGACUUCUUGCGAUCUGCUACCCGGUGAUAUCCUGGUGUUUGGCUCAUAUCUGGCCCAUCGCAGCGGUGCCAAUACCAGCAGCAAGGAUCGCCGCGCCAUCUACGCAACAUAUAACUGUGCGGCGGAGGGUAACUUGCACGAUCAGUACUAUCUGGACCGUCAGAAGCUGUGGCCUGCGACGCAUAUGCGAGAGGAAGGUUUAUUAUACGAGGAAGGUCGUGCUCGCUAUGCGUUUGGAUCCCCUAUGUUGACAGUGGAUGGGAGUACGGUUUCUGCUGUUUAA
Molecule: messenger RNA, 828 nt
Organism: Penicillium malachiteum
Lineage: Eukaryota; Fungi; Ascomycota; Eurotiomycetes; Eurotiales; Aspergillaceae
Product: phytanoyl-CoA dioxygenase family protein
Exons: 3
Coding region: 1-828 (275 amino acids)
Source: RefSeq, a predicted model, not a curated record